AUGGCCGAGGAGGGGCGCCUCGCGCCCAAGCUGGCAGCCCAGGCUGCCACAAGCCCUGUCCCGACCGUGCUUACAACGGGAGCGGGCAACGUGGUGGUCGACCUCGGCUCCGACGCCGAGGACGCGAAGACGAGGGAGGAGCCAGAAGAGGCUCCUGCGCCCAGCUCCUCCGCGGCGGACACCACGGUGGCGGCGCCCACCAUCGCUACCGAGGCGGAGCUCGACGACGCGUCCCGGGAUGCGCAGGCCGUGGACACGGAUCCCGCUGUCACCCAGCAGGAGGUGCCUCCUGCUGGGGGAAUGGCAACUCCGCCACCCCCACAACCCAUGGGCGCAAGCGUGGAGGAGUCUGCGGCAGGGGAGCAACAGGAUGCCCCGCCGCAAGUGGACAACGCCCCUCCCGGCCAAACAGUGGUGGCGGGGGCCUCGUCGUCGUCUGCUGCUUCCUUCGGCCCGACCUUCGGCAUCCUCGUGAGGGAGCGCCACGAGCUCGUGAAGGGCCAGCUUGGCGAGGUGCGGCAGGCCAUUGAAAGGGAGCGGCAGGAGCUCUCCCGGCUGCGGGAGGAGGCGCGCCUUGCCUGGCAGGCCAGGGACGAAGCCACGGCGCCGGUUGUCCCCGAGGCGGAGUUCCACCGGCAACUAGAGGCCCAGCGCGCCGAGCACCGGCGAGCUUUAGACUCGCGGGUCGCGGCGCACGCGAAGGCCGGGAAGGAGCACGAGGAGGUGCUAGCUACGGCCCAGGCUCGCCUUAACGAGAAGAGCGAGCUGCUCGGGGCGCUCGACGUGUGGAUCGCCCAGUUCUUCGACGAGGAGAUCGCCACGUGCGCCAGGGAUAUUACCGGGACAAUCCUUCCCCGGGUGCACCUCCGCCACCCGGACUUACCCUUCAAGACGCUGCUGGACGCUUGGUCUGACAGCGAGGACGGCCCCACCCACUGCCAGGCGGUGAGCAGGUUCGUGGAUGAGGUGGUGGACUGGAUGCAGAGGAAGCCGGAGCCCGAGCCAGAGCCCGAGCCCCCAGCGGAAGACACCGACAACUAG
Molecule: messenger RNA, 1041 nt
Organism: Brachypodium distachyon (stiff brome)
Lineage: Eukaryota; Viridiplantae; Streptophyta; Magnoliopsida; Poales; Poaceae
Exons: 4
Coding region: 1-1041 (346 amino acids)
Source: RefSeq, a predicted model, not a curated record